This is a messenger RNA of Closterium sp. NIES-65, 1638 nucleotides long. The record is from the annotation of a GenBank genome assembly. NCBI's taxonomy places the organism in Eukaryota, Viridiplantae, Streptophyta, Zygnematophyceae, Desmidiales, Closteriaceae.
AUGGGAACUGUCGUCCACCAGGCGACAUCGACAGCACCUGCAGAGCCAGCGGCGCCGGCGGCGGCAGGUUUGGAGGAGUGGUUGAUGCACCAGGAGGUUCGCCGCGCCGGUCCCUCUACUGAGCAAUUAGCGCUUUUGGAGCUUCUGGCACAGCAACAGCUGCAGCAGCCGCCGCAGCAGCAGCAGCAGCAGCAGCAGCAGCAGCAGCAGCAGCAGCAGCAGCAGCAGCAGCAGCAGCAGCAGCAGCAGCAGCAGCAGCAGCAGCAGCAGCAGCAGCAGCAGCAGCAGCAGCAGCAGCAGCAGCAGCAGCAGCAGCAGCAGCAGCAGCAGCAACAACAACAACAGCAGAUUCCCCCGGGAGUGCUUCUGGCGCUUCUUCAGCAGACCCUUCUAGGCGCCUCCAGACCUCGUGGGCCCGUCAACCAGGGCCCCAUAAAUCAGGGCCCCUUAAAUCAGGGCCCCAUAAAUCAGGGCCCCAUCAGUCAGGGCCCCAUCAGUCAGGGCCCCAUCAGUCAGGGCCCCAUCAGUCAGGGCCCCAUCAGUCAGGGCCCCAUCAGUCAGGGCCCCAUCAGUCAGGGCCCCAUCAGUCAGGGCCCCAUCAGUCAGGGCCCCAUAGAUCAAGGCCCCAUCAGUCAGGGGCAGCUUGGGGUUGCGGCUGGAUCGACUCAAAAGUCAUUUGGUUACAGGCAUGCUGCUGCUGCUGCUACUCCAGCAAUGGACGGUGCUUUGGGGCGCGGGCCCCAGGAGACGGCCACCAGUGCGGACAGCAGCAAUGCUGCUGCCACUCGCCUCACGCCACGUUUGCCCGAGCAUGUCCAGGUGGAGUGGCGGCCGCGCACACGAACCCGAUGCGACGCCGGCGCCAUCGCGAGGGGGGUGAUCAAACCGCGGAGCAUGAAGGAGAGGCGGCGGCGAGACAAGAUCAGGCAAGCCACCUCCAUCCUUUUCCCCUCGCCUUCUCCCUCCUCCCUUUCCGCCGCGUUUCCCUAUUUCCCCUCCCUUUUCCCCCACCCCGUUCCCCGCUGCUCGACCAGCAAUGGGCUGAGCCAGCUGAGCCUAGUACUUCCUGCCGUGCGGAUAGUGACACACAUAGUGACUUUUGAGUCGACUCAAAAGUCACCUAGCAAUGGGCUGGGCCAACUGAGCCUAGCAUUUCCUGCCGUGCGGCUACUGGCACACAUUCCAUGGUUCCAUCGCCCCUCCUCUCUCGCCCCUCCUUCCCCCCCUUCCUUCCCCGCCUUUCCUUCUCCUCGUGCCUUUUCUCCCCACCUUUUUCCAACCUCCGCCACCCCCGCCCCCUUCACGAGCAGCGAUGGGUUGCGGCAGCUGAGGCAAGCACUCCCCGCCAUGCUGCUUGGGCCACGGCAGGACAUGGCGUCGAUGAUUGAAGCGGCCAUCCACCAUAUUGGCAAUCUCGAGGAAAUAGAGGCGGAUGAGGAUGGAGAUGGAGGGGAAAGGGGUUCCCAGAAGGAAACUGUGAGUGGAUGUGAGAUGCCUAGGAGCGGGCUUCGGGAUGUGAAGGCGGAGGAAAUGGAAGGGGAAAUGGAAGAAGACACCGAAGGCAGCUCGGAAAAUGAGGAAGAUGCAGACAACAAUGAUGGCCACGAUUCACGCAUCAACAUUCAAGUUAAAGAGUAA